Messenger RNA from Merops nubicus (carmine bee-eater), 555 nucleotides. RefSeq names its product polypeptide N-acetylgalactosaminyltransferase 13. The transcript is spliced from 4 exons. The record is from RefSeq and is a predicted model, not a curated record. The annotation marks the transcript as partial. Gene Ontology annotation, cellular component: Golgi apparatus. Lineage: Eukaryota; Metazoa; Chordata; Aves; Coraciiformes; Meropidae.
AUCUGGCAGUGUGGUGGCUCCCUGGAGAUCGUCACCUGCUCGCACGUCGGCCACGUCUUCCGCAAGGCCACCCCCUACACCUUCCCCGGGGGCACGGGGCAUGUCAUCAACAAGAACAACAGGAGGCUGGCAGAGGUCUGGAUGGAUGAGUUUAAGGACUUCUUCUAUAUCAUCUCUCCAGGGGUGGUGAAGGUGGAUUACGGCGACGUGUCCGUCAGGAAGGCCCUGAGGGAGAAGCUGAAGUGCAAACCCUUCUCCUGGUACCUGGAGAACAUCUACCCUGACUCCCAGAUCCCCCGGCGCUACUACUCCCUGGGGGAGAUCAGGAACGUUGAAACCAACCAGUGUUUAGACAACAUGGGCAGGAAGGAGAAUGAGAAAGUGGGGAUUUUCAACUGCCAUGGCAUGGGAGGAAAUCAGGUGUUCUCCUACACGGCCGACAAGGAGAUCCGCACGGACGACCUGUGCCUGGACGUCUCGCGGCUCAACGGCCCCGUCCUCAUGCUCAAGUGCCACCACAUGAGAGGCAACCAGCUCUGGGAGUACGAUGCUGAG